Andrographis paniculata is the source of this 905-nucleotide messenger RNA. RefSeq lists its product as uncharacterized. The record is from RefSeq and is a predicted model, not a curated record. Bases 228 to 707 code for a protein of 159 amino acids. Gene Ontology annotation, biological process: translation. Gene Ontology annotation, cellular component: ribosome; mitochondrion. Gene Ontology annotation, molecular function: structural constituent of ribosome; RNA binding. Lineage: Eukaryota; Viridiplantae; Streptophyta; Magnoliopsida; Lamiales; Acanthaceae. The transcript has 6 exons.
AGUCGAUUCUCAAAUCUCAAUAGCAAAUCCUCCCAAUUCCAAAUUGCCAGACACGCUCCCCCGCCUCUCUCUCGACGUCGCAAAUCGCCGUCGGCCGUCCUCCCCCACCUGCAUCUCGACCUCACAAAUCGCCGCUAGCAGCUAGCCGCCGGCCGCCUUCCCCACCUCGCAGUCGCGCGCGCACAGUACUAUCCGUGUUUUGUGAAAUUUCAGCAAGAGAGAACGAGAUGGGUUGGAAGGCAGCACAAAAAAUAAUUCAGACUUGGAAAAUCCUCAGAGGUGAUAAUGUAAUGAUAAUUCGGGGAAAGGAUAAAGGCGAAACUGGAAUUAUCAAACGUGUAUUCCGCUCCCAAAAUCGAGUCAUUGUUGGGGGGAAGAAUUUGGUGAAAAAGCACGUGAAGCAGACCCAGGGCAAUGCCGGUGGGAUUUUCACAAUGGAAGCCCCACUCCACGUCUCGAAUGUUCAAAUUGUAGAUCCGGUCACAGGGAAUCCCUGUAAGGUUGGAACUAAAUACUUGGAAGAUGGCACAAAGGUGCGCGUAUCUAGAGGAAUUGGAGCAUCAGGGUCGAUCAUACCUCGCCCGGAGAUAUUGAAGCUGAGGAGACAUCCUAGGCCUAACUAUGUUGGUCCUAAGGACACUCCAAUGGAUGUGGUUCUGGAGAAGACUUACGACGCUAAAACCGGGAUUGGAAUGCCGGAUCUCUAAAACAAGUUCUUCCUAAAGCCCUUCAUCGGUUUCUUCUAUUGUUGUAUCGAACCUUUAUGCUAGCAUUACAAGGCCUUACGACAUUUUUUCGACUUGUCUACAGGUUAGUAUUAGAUAGUUUCUUUAUUGCUUUAACUACCAAUUUGGAUGGAGACUAUUAAUUAAAAUAAUUCAUACCGGAAUUAAUAUUAAUAUUAA